Molecule: messenger RNA, 884 nt
Organism: Kockovaella imperatae
Lineage: Eukaryota; Fungi; Basidiomycota; Tremellomycetes; Tremellales; Cuniculitremaceae
Exons: 1
Coding region: 233-733 (166 amino acids)
Source: RefSeq, a predicted model, not a curated record
AAAAGACAAUCAAGUUGAAGAUCUUGGGCUCACACUCCCGUCGGAUCUUCCUCCUGCAAUCUUGGGGCGGGAUUGAUAACGCUCAUCAAUGCUAACUCCAGAGAAAGCAAAGCGUCAAGAAAGGAAGGUCAAGAAGAUUGUACGAGCUUUCGCCUUCACUGAUCAACCCUGCGGCCUUCUUCACUGGAGCCGUCUUGUAUAAAGAGGAUGAACGUUUAUCAGCGGAUACUACAUGCAAACCUCCAGCAACAUCAACUGCGAUCAGAGUCCUUCUGACACUACAGCUAGAAUGAGGGACGCUCGCGCUGAAUGGCUCAGAAAUACAAGUAUCCCUUCCAUCGGCUCUGUCCUCUCUGGAGGAUCCUUAUCCGAAUCCGCCGAUGAGAUCUGGAGCAGGGCAGAGUCCGUCAUCAUCCCGUACAUCAUUCAAACAGCAGAGUCCCUGGGCAAGAACGAUUCGUACGCUCAGGCGUAUAUGAGCCUUGUGGUAGAUGAUAUAUUUGCAGCUGUUCGACAGGUCACCAAUUCGAAUGGAUCACUCUGCAGGGAGCAGGGCGAUUGGGGAGCUCCGAAGGUCUCUGUAAAUCAGGAAGGUGGCAACAUCGACGUCGAGUGGACAUUGUCUAAAGGCAAGACGAGCUUCAAGCAGAGAUUCCGCACUGUACCCGAUGCAGAGGUCCGACAGGCGACCUCGGCGAGUGAAGGUAGUACGCAAAAUCAAUCAGGAAUCUGAGUCUCGAGACGUUCGAUUCAGCAGACGGCGUAGGAGUGAAGCCUAUACCUGGACAACGAGACUGUCCGAGAAUCACGGUGGAGCAAUGACUGGAGAGGGUGUUCUUCCGAGACAAGAGAUGCGGCACUAAUCCCAUCCCAAUCGAUUACCC